CCUCCCUCUGCUCCUCGUAACGUGAUCUCAGUCAUCAAUGAGACCUCAGUGAUUCUGGACUGGUCCUGGCCGGAGGACACGGGAGGUCGUAAGGAUGUCACCUUCACCGUGCUGUGUAAGCGCUGCAGGGAGGGCCAGAGGGUGUGUGAGGCGUGUCGCAGCAACGUACGUUUCCUCCCUCGUGCUGCAGGCCUGCAGAACACUACCAUAACUGUGGGAGACCUGCUGGCUCACACUAACUACACCUUUGAGAUAGAAGCUCAAAAUGGAGUGUCCCAGUUAGCCCCAACCAUGAGGCAAUAUGCUGCUGUGACCAUCACUACCAACCAAGCAGGUGAGACCCAGAGAUGAAGACACACAUAAACGUACAUUCAUGCAUUCCAACCAUCAGCUCUGGACAUUUACAAGGAGAUCCCAUUAAGUGUUCUUCAGUGUUUUAUCACCAGUAUCAAAUGUCUCCCUCCUCACAAAUACACUCUGUAUAAAUCUUUGUGUUGCUUUUCAGUUUUUACAGACAGUCGUUAUAAUGGAAUGGGUUCACAUCAACCCUUCAUAUAAACACUCUUUCACGCAUUCACGCACACAGGAACACAGGAACACACACACACACACACACACACACACACACACACACAGGCAGUCGUAACACAGGGAUGGGCUGCUCACAUCGAUCUCUCAUAUAAACAUUCUCCACCAUCCCAACCCAGAGACAACGGAGAAGGAGGACUUAGCCCAGUGAAAGUCCCUCCCAGAGACAAAUCCAUUUCUCUGCAGCGGAAUGUAACAAACCUCAACAUUCCAAUACCAAACUAGGAAUGCAUGCAUGAUGACUAGAGUUCACUACACCCUCCCUCUCCUUCUCUCUCUUUAUACAUCCUUGUCUGUGGUUCCUUCUCUCUCUUUAUACAUCCCUGUCUGUGGUUCCUUCUCUCUCUUUAUACAUCCCUGUCUGUGGUUCCUUCUCUCUCUUUAUGCAUCCCUGUCUGUGGUUCUUUCUCUCUCUUUAUGCAUCCCUGUCUGUGGUUCUUUCUCUCUCUUUAUACAUCCCUGUCUGUGGUUCCUUCUCUCUCUUUAUACAUCCCUGUCUGUGGUUCCUUCUCUCUCUUUAUACAUCCCUGUCUGUGGUUCUUUCUCUCUCUUUUCUUUCUCUUUCCCUGUGUCUCUGUUUCUCUCUCUCUGUCUCUCAUUCCCCAAUCAUCCAUACACAUCUCUCUCCCUCCGUUUUCAGUCAUACCUGUGUGUUGUAGUUAAGGUGCUGACUCCUCCCAUUACAGUCCUAUGUUUUUGAGUUAGGCUUUCCUUUCUGCUAUAAGACUCUCUCGCCGUGCGUCCACUGGGGCAUUGGGUCCUGUCUCCUCUCUCUUAUUGUAGUGCUACAGUAGGUGAAGGCUUCUGUCUGUCUGUGUAACAGAGUGGUGAUAGAUGGGACUGUUUCAGUUAGUUCAGGAGCCAGGAGACCAGACUUCACUGUCAACUACACUACAGUCUCUGGUUGGUGGAGGAUAAUGCUAGCUACAGUAAUGUGUACUCAAUGCACUGUUACUUGCCUGUAGAGAGAGAGACAGGGGGGGUUAUACAUGUUUUGACACUAUAGAUCCUGUGAUGUAGGAUGGGGUGUACAUACCUACACACACACACACACACACACACUACGGUGUACAAUGAGGUGUAUGCUGAGUGUCCUAUGUGUUAUACCAGCUGUGCUCUAUAAAGGCUGACAGGGGCCAGACACAGCACUUUGAAAUGACAGCAGAGGGAUGAGCAGUAAAUACAGAUUUAAUGUGUGUGUGUGCGCAUACAGAUUUAGUACUCUUCACUCGUCUCCUGCCGCUCCAAGGGAGUGGGAGGGUAGAGGCUACAAAAGCUACAGAUCCACUGAUUAUGUAUUUGUCUAUUUUAUUUUUUUACCUUUAUUUUGACAGGGAAGUCAUACUGAGACUAGGGUCUCUUUUACAGAUGAGCUCUGUAUAAAUACAUCAAACACAUACAAUAUACAAUAUACAAAUCUAGUAAACACAUUAAGAAUAUCAGACACAUUUAUCAACAUAGAGGUCUCCGAUCAUUACUCUGAACUGACCAAGGGGGACCAGAACUUCUAAGUUCAGAGAGCUCAGUAAGUCAUCCUCAUUUUGCAGCUGAGUUGACAAGGAUUAGGGUUGUCAAUGUACAGCUCCCUACACACACAUGUGGCUAUGUCCGUGGAGAGAGAGGACAUGCAAGCUGCCCUCUGUCAGAGAAAAACAAACACACACACUACACACUCCUGUUUAAACCUGCCAAAGCUGUUAAAAGCUGGAUUAACUGGCCGUCUCAGAAGGGAGGGAAUCGUCCGGAUAUUCUGACAGGGUGUCUUCAGACCAGUCUCAGCCCCUCUCCUACACACACAAGUCACAUCCUCUCCUCUGUGUAGUGGCCUAUUGGGGCUUGAGAGUGGCCUAUUGGGGCUUGAGAGUGGCCUAUUGGGGCUUGAGAGUGGCCUAUUGGGGCUUGAGAGAGGCCUAUUGGGGCUAGAGAGAGAGAGAGAGAGAGGGAGAGAGAGAGAGAAGAGGAGAGAGAGAGAGAGAGAGAGAGGAGAGAGAGAGAGAGAGAGAGACGAUAAAUCAUUACACUCAUAAACUGCACAACCAAUAAAACAACAGCUAUACACUAUCACAAACCAAGGGAAAGAGAGGGAGAGCGAGGGAGGUAGGAGACUGAAAUUAGACUCGUUCCAUAUGGAUUCAUUAACAGAGAGAAAAUAACUUCCAGUGGAAAAAAACAGCCAGCCCUUCUGAAGCUAUAUGAUCAGAAUCAAGAGAGGCUCUAACAUUUUAAAGACAAACAUGUUGUUUCCUGUGGUCUAAUAAAAUUAAAGCUCAGUCUUCACAUGGCAGCCUGGCCUCUCAGCUCCAGCUAGCAAUUAUACAACUGUAAAAGUGGAAAAAAGAGGGAGAGAGGAAUGGAGGGAGAGAAGGAGGGAGUUAAAUUACAGUGCCAGAUUGAGACCAUGUGAGGUCCCAAGGCAAUGCGACAUGAGAGAGAGGGAUGGAGGGAGGAUAAUACACUGGGGGCAUGGAUGGAGGGAUGAGGUUUAUAUAUCCUGGGGUAUUCUCUAGUGUUACCCUAUACAUUUGGGAUGAUAUCAUGGUCCCUGCUGGUUCUGGGGUUGAUCUCUGAGACUCUGGCCUGUAGUAUAGAUGCAGUCUGUGUGGAUGUAUGUUAUGACUCCCUCUGUUCUCCCCCUUUCAGUAUGGACCUCCUCUGGUUAUCCUCUGUCGGAUUAAUUAACUCAAUUAGACCAACAGGAACCAACAGAAAUCCCUUCAAUAGGAACUAUUAACAGGAUAAAAACUGCUGACUGAACAUGCUGCAUGAACUUCCUGUGAACUGCUAUAGGUUGUGCAAUAUGGUCAAUCAUCUCUCGACCUCUCUGUUCCCCCCAUCUCCCUCUUUCCAGCCCCUUCUCCAGUGACUGUAAUCAGGAAGGAUCGUACGUCUCGUAACAGCAUCUCUCUGUCCUGGCUGGAGCCAGAGAGACCCAACGGCAUCAUACUGGACUACGAGGUGAAAUACUACCAGAAGGUCAGUUCACAAACACCAUACAUGCUUUAGUACUGUUCUCUGCUGGCCCCUUGCGGACCUAUUCUUGGGGGACUGAUUCCAUGAACUGAAGGAAGAGAAGAAACACCAUUUGGGCUUUAUUCUACCUCUCUCUCCCCUAUUCCAGCCCCUCCUGGUUUUCCUCUGUUCUAAUGUCUCCCUGGGGUAGUCUUCUGGCUCCUCUCUGGGUGCUGGGUGCUGGGCCCUCGAUUGGGGAAGAGGGAAGAGGAUCAGGGUUUGGCACCUCACUGGGCCCUGACAUAGUGGGCCUCUCCCUCUUACACUGGCAGUGGAUCAGAGAGAGAAAGGGAGAGGGGGGGAGAAGCAGAGAGAAAGGGAGAGAGUGGAGACAGGGUAAGGGAGAGAGGGAAAAGGGUGAUCAGGGGUUCUUAGGGAGAGAGCCUUAUUGCCAUCUCCUUUGGCAACUGGCCAAAAUUCUCACACAGAAAAAACAUUCCACAGUCUAGUGGGUAAACGGUUGGGCAGGGUGACCACACACACAGAUGGGCAAACACACACACCCUCACUCUGUCUGUGUAUCUGACACACACACUCUCUCCCACUGACACACCAACCAGCCUUCUCACUUCCACCUUCUGUCCUCUCCUGGCCAGUCUUAAUGGAGUGUAGUUUUAUUGCUGACAGUAAAUGUGUCUGCAGGGUCUCUGUGAGGAAAUUAGUGUGGAACGAAUGGCUGAUUUUCAAUGGAGCCAGAUACAGCUAUGGGACAGAGCUAUGGGAGACAUUUGAUAGUGAAAUUAGCCAUGGUGACAUGUUUUUAAUCAUUCCUAGAGAAAUGGGCAUUUCUAAGAUCCUCAGAGCUAGCUUUGUGGCUGCUCUGUUAUAUUCGUUUUUGUGUGAGCAUAGGAUAUAGCUCACCUAUCCCUGGCUGAACGAGAGUGCUCACCUCCCCUAGCUCUCUCUUCUUCUCUCUCUCUCUCUCUAUCCUCUCUCUUCUCUCUCUCUCUCUCUACUCUCUCUCUCUUACACCCCUCCACCCUAUCUCUCUCUCUUCUCUCUCUCUCUCUCUCUCUCUCUCUCUUCUCGCUCUCUCUCUUUCUCUCUCUCUGUGUGAUCAGUCAGGCUUAGAUCUCAGUCCACGGUGGCCCCUAAUCCCCUGAUUAGCAGGCAGAAUGCUGCCCUCCUCCUCUCUCUCGGGAAAACACAGGUCUAGGAUCAGAUCACCUUACCCCACAUCCUAACCUCAACCAUCAGAAGGACAAACACUAAACUGAUCUGAGGUCUGGGCCUAUAGGGUCUGUUUCCUUCCACUCUCCUGUGUGACCGUUCUCAGCUCUCUCAGCUUGGCACAGGAAUAGCUGAGCUGUCGCCCUUGAUCCGCUCCACCAUCACCAUCCGAUGGGUCGCUAGCUGCUGCAGGCAUGACUGGAGCCUCCUAACCUCCAAGACAAUAGGCUCCUCCAAGUGGAACGGCCAGGGCUGGGACACCCAGGGAGACACAGGGGACAACCAGGGACAUGCAGGGUAGGCUGGGGCCGUACCCAGGCACGGGACCUCUAGAUCAGGCCUGACCGAGGGUGACUGAGGGCCUCUAUACCCAGCAGUGGGGCCCCAAUCUGAUCACAAGACUACCAGGGAUUCACUCAGUGACUAAACUGCAACACAAACACAGGCUUGCCUAAAGAGCUCUAAAGAGGCCUGCAGGGGCCCAGCUAGAGUUUCUUCCCAGCAGCUCAGUCAAUCAGCCUGUUUACAGCUGUACCGAUGUUGUUGUGUAAGGUUAGUUACUGAAACUGAAACAAACAGUUGGCUAGGCUUCUAUUGGAUUACAGGCCGGGUUAGGGAGGUAGCCUAUACUGUCCUGGUGGUGUGUAGAACAGGAAUAAGUGGUCAGUGUGUAUGAAAGGCUAACUGACUAAGCUAAGGGGUGAUGGUGGUAGUGGGAGCUUUACCAAUCAACCAUGUCUGGGAAAUUGGGAAUUCCCAUCCCUACACUCUCCCUCUUCCUCUCUCCUUUUCUCCGUUCCCUCUCUCCCCCUCUCCCUCUCUCUCUGCUCCAGACAUACUGUUGGUAUUCCUAGCUAAAGGCUAUAUGACUCUAAGUCAUAGAUAAGGCUUUUUAGUGCACUUUAUGAAAAUAGAGUUUGUGGGAAUACACUUUAGCAUUUAUUUUUCUGUUUUUAUCUCAUUAAUCUGGAAAAGAGAGAGAAACUUUCAGAUCCACUUUAAUUUCACUGUUUAUUUAUGCUGGGGUUGAGAUGGAAAGGAAUGCUUCUGAAAUGCAUUCUGUAUUUACAUGAGUUAUAUUCCUUCUGCUCACACACAUUCAGUAUUUACAGGGCUUCUCUUGGGCUCAGCACUAUAAGACUGUAACUCCAGACUGCACUAUUUAGACAGUCAGAGCGGAACAUGAUGGACAUAUUAAAUUCCACCAACAGCAUACAAAGAGAGUGGGUACAAUCGCACGGCUUGCAAAAUGCAUCUUAGAGCUCAGGGAGCCUGGGCACACCUGCAUGUGAUUUUCAAGGGAUCACAUGAUGUGGAGGGCAGUGAACAGUGACGAGCUGGGAAAGAUUUAUGAAUGAUAAAAACGGGUAUUAUACAAGGCACAAGGAAAAGGUAUCACACGGGCAAUCCUGAGGAGGGGGUGUCGAGGGUAUUGGGUUCUCUUCUCAGACAGAAAGACUGAAGUUGCACCAUAAAUCCCUGAUGCACUCCAUUAGUGGCUCUGAAUUGUGUGUGUGUGUGUGUGUGUUUUUACAGUGUGUGUAAAUGUGUGUCUGUGUGUGUGUUUUAUAGUGUGUGUGUGAGUGGUGUGUGUAAAAUAUUCUGAUCUGUAUCGCUUCGCCAGUCUGUUAUUGGGUCUAUAAAGAGCGAUGGCAUCAGCUUAUUGGACAUGAUGUUUGGUUUAGAGAGGGCUCUACAGCUUGGGUAUAGUGUGUGUGUGUGUGUUUGUGUGUGUGUGUUUGUGUGUGUUCCUAGAGUUCUCUAGAUGAAAGGGAGCCGUGAUGAGGCGUGAUGGCAUUUGUUCGACAUCUAGGUGCACUGGACAGAGACGAUGUACUAAUCAGAGAAUAUUAGCUGUAUGGUCUGAACCCUCUUACCACACUCAUCAUCACAUAUUGAAAGUAUACUCUGAUCUACCAUAGGACUCUUAGAGGAGGUGUCUACAGCAGGAUAAUAUGCUGAGCUGUAUUUCAAAAGACCAGCCAAGAAAUGUCAAAUUAAAACAUUUCAAGUCUUAGCCUAUGUAUGUUGCCAACGUGUAUUUGUAGAAGAUCAACUCACCAUAUGGGCAUUGCUUAAAUGGUCUGCUCUGCUCUUACAUACAUUAGCUUUUUAUUCUUUAUUUUCUUCUGAUUAGUGGAAGAGAAAACAUUUCUAACCAUAGCCUGUCCCUUAUCUGGCAACACUUGACAAUUACACACACACACACACACACACACACACACACACACACACACACACACACACACACACACACACACACACACACACACACACACACACACACACACACACACCAGGGUACCAGCCUUCAUCAACAGGCCAGUUAGUGUGGCUAGAGGGUCUAGGCAUAUGAAACAUGAUAGAGUUGCUCUGUUAUUUCUCUCCCUACCCACAAUCCCAUUCUCACCAAUCUCACUUCUCAUUAAUUACUACAGUAUGGGGAAUGGAAUCACUGUGUGUGUGUGUGGUGUGGGGGGGGGGGGGGGGGGUUUACUUAAAGGCCAAAGGAGAAGCCAAUGUCUCUGUCUGGAUCUCUGUCACUCCCCAUAACAGUAUGAUCCCUGAUCCACUGGCAUGCAGCUCCUCUCCCCCUCUCUGGCUCAAUAAGGACAGGGAUGGUACGACAGCCAAUAUAAGCUUUAAGGCUCGGACACUCAGGGAAUCCUAUACAUCUCUGUGGAUCCCUCCUCUCUCCCUUCUGUACCGUCCCCACAUCUGGAAAACAAUGGCUGAAAGUAGACCCGAACAGUAAAUCUAGUUCCGUUAGGCUGGUGGAGGGAUCAGGGCGGCGCUAAGAUCUGUAGAGAGGCAAAAUAUUAAGGUGGUAAUUCACCAUAGUGGGUUAUGAGUUGGUGUGUGUGUGUGCAUGCGUGUGUGUGUGCAUGCGUGUGCGUGUGUGACCCUGAUGGGUGACCCGAUGUGUCAACAAUCUCAGUGGACAGAUGCAUGUAUACAUUAUUAUAUACAUUCCUCCAUGGACUGAUAAUAACCUCUCUCUCUAUCUCUCUUUCUCUCUUUCUUUCUUUCUUUCUUUCUUUCUCUCUCUCUCUCUCUCUCUCUCUCUCUCUCUCUCUCUCUCUCUCUCUCUCUCUCUCUCUCUCUUUCUUUCUUUUUCUCUCUCUCUCUCUCUCUUUUUCCCUAUGUCUCACUCUCUCCCUCCCUCUCGCUCGCUCGCUCUCCCCUCCCCCUCCCCCUCACCCCCUGUAGCAAGAGCAGGAGACCAGCUACACCAUCCUACGGUCUAAGGGUUGCAACGUGACGUUGGGUGGUCUAAAGGCAGACACCUCUUACCUGCUCCAGAUCAGGGCCAGGACUGCAGCAGGCUACGGAGCCAGCAGCAGGAGCUUUGAGUUUGAGACAAGCCCUGACUGUAAGUACUGAUCUGAUCCCACCAUAUUAAAUACAGUUGAAGAGUCUAAAUACUGUAUUUUGUAUGUAAUUCAACACCUAGUGAUGGAUGUCAGUGAUUCAAUAGUUAGAUUUUUGGCAUUGACCUGUGCCUGUAUAUGCUAACAUCUAUCUCUCUCCUGCCUUGUUCUCUGGUUUCUCUCUCCUCCCACCCAGUGUUCUCUAUCUCAAGUGAGAGUAGUCAGGUGGUGUUGAUAGCCAUCUCCUCCUCUGUGGCCAUCAUCCUGCUCACCGUCCUCCUCUACGUGGUGAUUGGCAGGUCUGUACACCAAUCACAAUGCACAAAACAUUCUGUUAGCUCCAAUUACAUGUCUCUUUCUACACGGGGGGUCGGCCUACACAUGCAGAGAUAUACUGUACUGUCUGAGGAUGCUGUGGGAAGGCUAGAUCCUAUCCCUACUAAUGUUAAAUAAUACCCCUAUACCAGGAUUCCCCAACUGGCGGCCCGCGGGUGAUUUUAUUUGCCCCCCCCAAAAAAAAGUUUUCUGUGCAAAUUUAUUUUAUUUUAUUGUUACAGCAUAUCUGCUCCAAGUGAUUUUGUGCCAAAGUAUUGCCACGCAUAAUAGAGAGAUAUGUGAUUGUAUGCAAAUGUAAGCAAGGUUUGAAAUGAUUAUAUUUUAGUCAAAUAUUAUAUCUGUUUGGGCUUCUUGCAGUCAAUUUGCCAGUCUACAAAUUAUUUGUAAUUAUGUUCUGGCCCCCCGACCAUCCGCUCAAGACAAAUCGUCCCCGCGACUGAAUCUAGAUGAUGAUCCCUGGUCUAUACAGCAUGCUCCUGUUGAUUUUUUUCCUCUUGUGUGUGUAUGGUGUGACGGCCCCAAUGCGAGAGGUGUGUGUGUGUGUGUGUGUGUGUGCGUGCCUGCAUGUGUAGGGUUGAUGUUGGCAGUCAGUGCUGCAGUGAGAGUAGAACUCUCAGGCUCAUUACUAGUCCAACAGAUCCUGUUCUGGCUCACAGCAAAGAAAAACACACCAUGGUAGACUGGACUGACUGCUGCUCUCCUCUGCACCCCCCCCCCCCCCCCCCCCCCCCCCCCACACACACACACACACACAUACACUGCACACACACACACACACACACACAAUCAAUGUGCUAUGCCCUCUGAUGUACGGCACGGAAAAGGGUAAAGUGAAGGCUGAUGGGUAAAGGUGUGACCUUAAUCUCUAUCAUUGUUACUGACAGGUUCUGUGGCUACAGCAAGUCUAAACACCCCAGAUGAAAAGAGACUGCACUUUGGCAACAGUCACCGUAAGUGCACUCUCCUCCCCUCUCUCUGUCUGUCUCUUUCUAUGUCUCUCUGUCUGUCUAUCGUUCUUCUAAAAUACAUUGAGUCAUUCUCCCCCUACCUCAGCAUUAGUUAGGUACGGGGCCAGUGUGUUUGUGUACAAUAUAAGCCAUCUCCUGAUUGGGGUUUAUUUGAACAGAAACAUGUUUUCCUAGGGGGCUGGCCACACUCAUAAACCAACCUAGUGUUGUUCUUACAUGGGAACGAUUGACUGGCCUUAUUGAUGAGCCGGUCAUCCAUACAUGUCACAUGACGUCCCUUAUCCAUGACGUCACUUAUCCAUACAUGACGUAAUGUGUUUUGUGACCCAGCCAAAGUCUCUCGUCUCCACUGCCUAUUCCUAUAGCUAACACAAUCUACUAACACACACACACACACACACACACACCUUCUGGUUCUCCCAAUAAGACUAUUGCCAACUCUGUCCCUCUCCCUCCUCAGUGCGUCUGCCAGGUAUAAGGACCUAUGUAGACCCUCACACUUAUGAAGACCCCAGUCAGGCCGUCCAUGAGUUUGCCAAGGAGCUGGAUGCUUCCUGUAUCGCCAUCGACAAGGUGGUGGGAGCAGGUGAGACAAGAGACAUCACACACACCUGGACACACACACGCACACAACACACAUACACGCACACACACACAUACACACAAACACAUAUGCAUUCACACACAUUUCAAUAACACAUAGCAUUCAGAUACGGUUACCUAAGACAUUUUGAACCAAAUUUCCACAUUAAAUUCACAGGGAUCCCAAAUAUAUGUCACACACAUUGGCAUUCAGAGGCACAAAGAGAACCUAUUUGAGAGUGAAGUGUGUUUGUUCUAAAUGUGGUGAGAAUGAGAUUCAUUUAACACCUCAGCUGGAGAUUGCUUCAUUUUACUCCUCUCCUGCUACAGAGGGAGGGAGGGAGAGGCAGGGAAGGGAGGGAGGAAGGAAGGGAAGAAGAAUGAGGGAUGGGCGGUGGUAUGGAUAUAGGGAUGGAUUGAGAGAUGGCCGGAAGGGGAAUGGAGGAAGUGAGAAGGAUUGAUGGAUGGAGAAAGGGGAUGUAGAAGGAGUCCUCGCUGCCUCACUGCAUUUAAUAGAGUGCAUGCUGCUGGAGCAGAGGACUAUGGGUAAUGGUACCGCACCUCCAGAUGGGAUAUUAUUUUACACCCCCCACAGCUCCCUCUCUCUUCUCCUUUCUCCUCUCUACCUCUCUCCUUCCUCCACAUCUCCUCUCUCUCCUGUUCCCUCUCCCCCUGAUGUCUUCAGCAGGAGUGUAGACAUGAAGUUAAUGCAUUGUGAUUCAUGGGAAUAGCAAGCAGUGGGAGAGCACACAUAGACACACACACACACACACACACACACACACACACACACACACACACAGCAUGUUAGUCUCCUAAGUCCCUCUGGCUGUAAAGCCAUCAUACAGACAUCACUCUGCAGGACCUGCACUUACACUGUAGAAUGCAGUAUACACUCCCUCUGGAGUCAAGCAGUUCCUGUAGAUCAGGGGUGUCAAACUCAUUUUGCCCCGGGGGGCGCAUUCGGUCUUCAACGAGGUCCGGAGGGCUGCACUGAACAUUUGUUAUAUUUCCUUGCUGUCAAAAUGUGCAAAAAAUAGUCCUCUGUCUAUCGUUUUUGGAAUUGUUUAUGCUCCUUGACUGUCUAGCUUUAAUUUCUGUGAUUAUUAGCGAGCUGGACACAGUCAAGAAACUGUAACAUAUACCAGUGUAUAUAUAUAUAUUAACAUAUACCUGUGUGUGUAUAUAUAUAAAUAUUAACAUAUACCUGUGUAUAUAUAUAUAUAUUAACAUAUACCUGUGUGUAUAUAUAUAUAUAUAUUAACAUAUACCUGUGUGUAUAUAUAUAUAUAUAUAUUAACAUAUACCUGUGUGUAUAUAUAUACACAGUGCAUUCGGAAAGUAUUCAGACCCCUUGACUUUUUCCACAUUUUGUUACAUUACAGCCUUAUUCUAAAAUGGAUGAAAUUGUUUUUUCCCCUCAUCAAUCUACACACAAUACCCCAUAAUGACAAAGCAAAAACGGGAUUUUAGAAAUGUGUGCAAAUUUCUAGACCUUUUGCAAUGAGACUCGAAAUUGAGCUCAGGUGCAUCCUGUUUCCAUUGAUCAUCCAUGAGCUCUGAAUACUUAUGUAAAUAAGGUAUUUCAGUUUUUUAUUAUUAAUAAAUUUGCAAACAUUUCUAAAACCUUGUUUUCGCUUUGUCAUUAUGGGGUAUAGUGUGUAGAUUGAUGAGGAAAAAAACAAUUUAAUCCAUUUUAGAAUAAGGCUGUAACGUACAGUGGGGAAAAAAAGUAUUUAGUCAGCCACCAAUUGUGCAAGUUCUCCCACUUAAUAGGUACACGUCAACUAUGACAGACAAAAUUAGGAAAAAAAUCCAGAAAAUCACAUUGUAGGAUUUUUAAUGAAUUUAUUUGCAAAUUAUGGUGGAAAAUAAGUAUUUGGUCAAUAACAAAAGUUUCUCAUUACUUUGUUAUAUACCCUUUGUUGGCAAUGACACAGGUCAAACGUUUUCUGUAAGUCUUCACAAGGUUUUCACACACUGUUGCUGGUAUUUUGGCCCAUUCCUCCAUGCAGAUCUCCUCUAGAGCAGUGAUGUUUUGGGGCUGUCGCUGGGCAACACGGACUUUCAACUCCCUCCAAAGAUUUUCUAUGGGGUUGAGAUCUGGAGACAGGCUAGGCCACUCCAGGACCUUGAAAUGCUUCUUACGAAGCCACUCCUUCGUUGCCCGGGCGGUGUGUUUGGGAUCAUUGUCAUGCUGAAAGACCCAGCCACGUUUCAUCUUCAAUGCCCUUGCUGAUAGAAGGAGGUUUUCACUCAAAAUCUCACAAUACAUGGCCCCAUUAAUUCUUUCCUUUACACGGAUCAGUCGUCCUGGUCCCUUUGCAGAAAAACAGCCCCAAAGCAUGAUGUUUCCACCCCAAUGCUUCACAGUAGGUAUGGUGUUCUUUGGAUGCAACUCAGCAUUCUUUGUCCUCCAAACACGACGAGUUGAGUUUUUACCAAAAAGUUAUAUUUUGGUUUCAUCUGACCAUAUGACAUUCUCCCAAUCCUCUUCUGGAUCAUCCAAAUGCACUCUAGCAAACUUCAGACGGGCCUGGACAUGUACUGGCUUAAGCAGGGGGACACGUCUGGCACUGCAGGAUUUGAGUCCCUGGCGGCGUAGUGUGUUACUGAUGGUAGGCUUUGUUACUUUGGUCCCAGCUCUCUGCAGGUCAUUCACUAGGUCCCCCUGUGUGGUUCUGGGAUUUUUGCUCACCGUUCUUGUGAUCAUUUUGACCCCACGGGGUGAGAUCUUGCGUGGAGCCCCAGAUCGAGGGAGAUUAUCAGUGGUCUUGUAUGUCUUCCAUUUCCUAAUAAUUGCUCCCACAGUUGAUUUCUUCAAACCAAGCUGCUUACCUAUUGCAGAUUCAGUCUUCCCAGCCUGGUGCAGGUCUACAAUUUUGUUUCUGGUGUCCUUUGACAGCUCUUUGGUCUUGGCCAUAGUGGAGUUUGGAGUGUGACUGUUUGAGGUUUUGGACAGGUGUCUUUUAUACUGAUAACAAGUUCAAACAGGUGCCAUUAAUAAGUUACAGGUCUGUGAGAGCCAGUAAUCUUGCAUGUUUGUAGGUGACCAAAUACUUUUUUUGCACCAUAAUUUGCAAAUAAAUUCAUUAAAAAUCCUACAAUGUGAUUUUCUGGAUUUUUUUUUCUCAAUUUGUCUGUCAUAGUUGAUGUGUACCUAUGAUGAAAAUUACAGGCCUCUCUCAUCUUUUUAAGUGGGAGAACUUGCACAAUUCGUGGCUGACUAAAUACUUUUUUUCCCCAGUGUAACUGUCACGACUUCCUCCAAAGCUCCCUCCUCUCCUUGUUCGGGCAGGCUUCGGCGUUCGUCGUCACCGGCAUUCUAGCCACUGCUGCUCCAUAUCUCAUCAUUCCAUUUGUCUUGUCUUGUCAAUUACACACACCAGGUUCAUAUUCCCCUCAUUAGUAUGUGUUUAAGUGUUCACUCUGCCCCCCUUGUCCUUGUGGGUGAUUGUUUAUUGUGAGGAUUAGUAGCUCGGUUGAGCUCAGUAUUUUGUAUUGCCGGGGUAUUUUCCCCGUGUGCAUGUUUGUUCCAGUGCGCCUGUUUUGCGCACUGGACUGGUUACACUGGAUUACGGAAUAAACUCUGUAUACUAUGAUUUACCCUCCUGCGCCUGACUCCUUCAAAUCACGCAUCACAGUAACAAAAUGUGGAACAAGUCAAGGGGUCUGAAUACUUUCCAAAUACACUGUAUAUGUAUAUAUGGGAGAAACUCCCCAAAUACAGGUGUGCCAAGCUUGUAGCGUCAUACCCAAGAAGACUCGAGGCUGUAAUCGCUGCCAAAGGUGCUUAGACAAAGUACUGAGUAAAGGGUCUGAAUACUUAUGUAAAUGUUAUAUUUCAGUUUAUUUUAUUUUUUUAUAAAUGUGCUAAAAUUUCUAAAAACCUGUUUUUGCUUCGUCAUUAUGGAUUAUUGUGUGUAGAUUGAUGAGGGGGGAAAAACUAUUUAAUAAAUUUUAGAAUAAGGCUGUAACGUAACAAAAUGUGAGAGAAGUCAAGGGGUCUGAAUACUUUCUGAAUGCACUGUAUAUAUUAUUCAAAAAAUGUUACGCAAACCACCCGGGAGCCAUAUUGGACCCCCUCGCGGGCCGUGUAUUUGACACCCCUGCUGUAGAUCUUAAAUACUCUCUCUUUCUCUUGCCAAACGAUGACUGGAUGACUGUUUUAAAACAUAAGGCAGAUGCAUCACCUUACAGAUGACCUGCAGACAUCAAAGCCUAAGAAAGCAGAGUGAGAGUUAGUGUCAUUAAUCAAAUCUCUUCUCCUGCUUAUCAGAGGAGUGGAUGGAGGAUGGAGGGCAGGGUAAUACUGACCCUGGUGCUGGUCAUCUCCCAAUCUGUCCACUGGCCAACCACAGCCCAGUUGUGACCCCGCUCCCUUAGCCCAGCAGGCUGCGUGCUGCUCUGUUUGGACAGCCUGUAAUUAUUCUGCUAAGUUCUUCCAGACCCAAUCUCAGGCCAGUACUAACGACCCUCUGAGUGUGCGUGUGUGAUAUGCCUCCUUGCGUGUGUGUGUCUCUGACUCCGUACCGAUCCUGCGUCUCUGAUCCAACUCCGCUAUGGGAAAUGAUCAUACAGGAGAGAGGGCUUGGCAUGUUUUAGCUGUGACAUCACUGUCCUACACAAAUACACACCCUCUCCUCUCUAGCCAAGUCCCUGUCACCAGCCAUAUCAGAGUGAUGCUUGACCUCCCCUUCUGACUUUGAAGUGGUCUCUCUACCACAAUGUCCUGCCUAGUGAAUCUAUCCAAGAAAGAAGACGAGUACAUUUACAUUUUAGUCAUUUAGCAGACGCUCUUAUCCAGAGCGACUUACAGUUAGUGAGUGCAUACAUUUUCAUACUGGCCCCCCGUGGGAAACGAACCCACAACCCUGGCAUUGCAAGCGCCAUACUCUACCAACUGAGCUACAGGGGACUAGCCAGAUCAGCAUUGUACAUCAGGACGCACAACUCCAACGCGUUUCAACUUCUAGAGUCUUCCUCGGUCAGCGUUGUGUCUCUAGAGAUAGACGUGGGGACAAGUAAAGGUCACAUGACAGGAAAAUAAACUACACUACCGGUCAAAAGUUUUAGAACACCUACUCAUUCAAGGGUUUAUCUUUAUUUUUACUAUUUUCUACAUUGUAGAAUAAUAGUGAAGACAUCAAAACUAUGAAAUAACACAUGGAAUCAUGUAGCAACCAAAAAAGUGUUAAACAUAUCAAAAUAUAUUUUAUAUUUGAGAUUCUUCAAAUAGCACCCUUUGCCUUGAUGACAGCUUUGCACACGCUUGGCAUUCUCUCAACCAGCUUCAUGAGGUAGUCACCUGGAAUUUAUUUCAAUUAACAGGUGUGCCUUCUUAAAAGUUAAUUUGUGGAAAGUCUUUCCUUCUUAAUGCGUUUGAGCCAAUCAGUUGUGUUGUGACAAGGUAGGGGGGUAUACAGACAAUAGCCCUAUUUGGAGCUGUGAGGGGAACGGCACCUCCGUACCUUCAGGCUCUGAUCAGUCCCCACACCCAAACGAGGGCAUUGCGUUCAUCCACCUCUGGCCUGCUGGCUCCCCUACCUCUGCUGAAGCACAGUUCCCGCUCAGCCCAGUCAAAACUGUUCGCUGCUCUGGCACCCCAAUGGUGGAACAAGCUCCCUCACGACGCCAGGACAGCGGAGUCACUCACCACCUUCCGGAGACAUUUGAAACCCAACCUCUUUAAGGAACACCUGGGAUAGGAUAAAGUAAUCCUUCUAACCCCCCCUUACCCCCCCCCCCCCAAACAAAAUUACAAAUUUAAAAAAAAGAAUUGUCAAGUGGUUAUCCCACUGGCUAUAAGGUGAAUGCACCAAUUUGUAAGUCGCUCUGGAUAAGAGCGUCUGCUAAAUGACGCAAUUGUAAAUGUAAAUGUAAAAGACCAAGUCCAUAUUGUGGCAAGAACAGCUCAAAUAAGCAAAGAGAAACGACAGUCCAUCAUUGCUUUAAGACAUGAAGGUCAGUUAAUACGGAAAAUGUCAAGAACCUCAAGUGGAGUCGCAAAAACCAUCAAGCGCUAUGAUGAAACUGGCUCUCAUGAGGACCGCCACAGGAAUGGAAGACCCAGAGUUACCUCUGCUGCAGAGGAUAAGUUCAUUAGAGUUACCAGCCUCAGAAAUUGCAGCCCAAAUAAAGUUCAAGUAACAGACACAUCUCAACAUCAACUGUUCAGAGGAGACUAUGUGAAUCAGCCCUUCAUUGUCGAAUUGCUGCAAAGAGCUUUUGUGUUCUUUGAUCCUAUCCACCAGAGAAACUAUCCACCAGAGAGGCUCCAUACCUCAGAGGGAUAGUACAGCUGGAUCAUACUGUAUAUGUCCUCACUAUGCUGGAAUGAUACUGUAUAUGUCCUCACUAUGCUGGAAUGAUACUGUAUAUGUCCUCACUAUGCUGGAAUGAUACUGAAUAUGUCCUCACUAUGCUGGAAUGAUACUGUAUAUGUCCUCACUAUGCUGGAAUGAUACUGUGUAUGUCCUCACUAUGCUGGAAUGAUACUGUAUAUGUCCUCACUAUGCUGGAAUGAUACUGUAUAUGUCCUCACUAUGCUGGAAUGAUACUGUGUAUGUCCUCACUAUGCUGGAAUGAUACUGUAUAUGUCCUCACUAUGCUGGAAUGAUACUGUAUAUGUCCUCACUAUGCUGGAAUGAUACUGUAUAUGUCCUCACUAUGCUGGAAUGAUACUGUAUAUGUCCUCACUAUGCUGGAGUGAUACUGUAUAUGUCCUCACUAUACUGGAAUGAUACUGUAUAUGUCACGUUUCAGGAGAAGACCCAGAUGCAGACAGUGUUGAAGUAACAAAAGUUUAUUACAAAAACGGGGGGCAGGCAAAGGACAGGUCAAGGGCAGGCAGAGGUCAGUAAUCCAGAUCAGAGUCCAAAAGGUACAGAACAGCAGGCAGGCUCAGGGUCAGGGCAGGCAGAAUGGUCAAAACCGGGAAAACUAGAAAACAGGAACUUGAAAAAGACCGGUGCAAGGGGAAAACCGCUGGUAGGCUUGACGAAACAAAACGAACUGGCAACAGACAAACAGAGAACACAGGUAUAAAUACACUGGGGAUAAUGGGGAAGAUGGGCGACACCUGGAGGGGGUGGAGACAAUCAGACAGGUGAAACAGAUCAGGGUGUGACAUUAUAUGUCCUCACUAUGCUGGAAUGAUAAUUGGUCAGCUCUGAUGAGUGUCAUAGUGCUUUAUAUGAUAUGGAAAGGAGAACGGUAGCUCCUGUGUAGCUCAGUUGGUAGAGCAUGGUGCUUGCAACGCCAGGGUUGUGGGUCCGAUUCCUACGGGGGGCCAGUAUGAAAAAAUGUAUGCACUCACUUACUGUAAGUCGCUCUGGAUAAGAGCGUCUGCUAAAUGACUAAAAUAUAAAUGUAAGGGGCAUUUAUAGACUGUGGCCAAUGUAGUCAAGCUUCAAUUUGUCAUUGUUAUCUCAAUGAGGGAAAUGGUUUCCAAGAAAUACAUAUGACUGCACAUGCUUAUAAUGGACUAAUUUGUGUGGUUAUGAAAUUAGGCAAGAAUUUCUGACUGGUGUAGUCCAAAUGAAAUAAAUGAUAACAGUUAUUCUGAUUGAAAGUCAUCAAUAAUAGAUCGUAGCCUCAGGUCCUUGGUGUCAGUGCGUGUGUGUUAUUAACCCUCUGUGUGUGUGUUUUUUAGGUGAGUUUGGGGAGGUGUGCAGCGGUCGUCUGCGUCUGCCCAGUAAGAAGGAGAUCUGUGUGGCAAUCAAGACGCUGAAGGCAGGAUACACCGACAAACAGAGGCGGGACUUCCUGUCCGAGGCGUCAAUCAUGGGACAGUUUGACCAUCCAAAUAUCAUCAGGCUGGAGGGAGUGGUCACCAGGAGUACGUACAGACCAUAUCUUACUAUACAAUCAAAAUGAGAGAAAAAAAAAACAUAUCACUCAUUAAAUAUUGGCGUGACAUUUAUGUAUGUAUGAAGUAUGCUAUGCCUGGCCAGAGGGAGCCUAAAGAAUCCUGCCCAGAAAACAACCUUGGACAGAAUGUGUUGUUAGUUAUACACUGAACAAUGCUAUGAAACUGGCCAACACCUUUACAAGAGAAGCCAUUUUUAUUGAGUUCUAUUGGCUUGAAUCUCACCCUCCCUCCUGAGGCUCCUUAACACAGCUAUUCUCACACACUCACACAUUCUCAGCCUCUUAAAGGUAAUUACUUGAAAAACUGUGAAAUAAUUACUUUGACCUCUGGUCCACAAUCAGAGUCAGUCUCCACAUCACAGCGCUCUCCGCCUGUUAACUCACUCUGGCCUGGUGCAUGCACGUACGUACACACACACACACACACACACACACACACACACACACACACAUUAUACUGCAAUUUUGGCCAUGUCGUUAUACUGAAGAGUUAAACCUAUAAAAUAUCUCCCUCUGAUCGCUCUACAGCAGAUGAACUGAUCAGUUUAAAGGAACAAGCAGGCUUGUAAAACUCACAGUAAAACUUUACAGAGGUUAGCCAGCUCUGGUCAACUUGACCAGCAGGCCAGAACAGAUCUGUUUUAAUAAUGUUUCAUAUCCAGUUGUAGCCCAGCCACGGAAUUCUGAAUCAUGAUAUACUGUAGUUGAAAAUAAUUAUACGAUAGGGCUGGACGCUAUGGGCCAAAAAUCGAAUAGCGUUUUUUUUAACCAAAUAUUGUGAAUGCGAAUUGACUUGUGAUAUACAAAACACUGAACUGUGAAAAUAGAAAUAUAAUGAUUUAAAAGCAACGUGGAAAGCAGCAUCGUUCUUCUUUGGAACAAUCCGUUGACUGCAUUUGAACAGCUGCAAGAGUAGAGAGGGAGAGAGACGACAAAUGGAGAGACGACAAACGGAGUAAACUAUAAAAAUGGACGUUACACUCAGUGGCAAUUCAAAAAAUUGCAUGCGAUAUAUACUGAGUGUACAAAACAUUAGGAACACCUGCUCUUUUCAUGACAUAGACUGACCAGGUGAAUCCAGGUGAAAGCAAUAAUCCCUUGUUGAGGUCACUUGUUAAAUCAACUUCAAACAGUGUAGAUGAAGGGGAGUAAAAUGAUUUUUAAGCCUUGUGACAAUUGAGACAUGGAUUGUGUAUGUGUGCCAUUCAGAGGGUGAAUGGGCAAGACAAAAUAUGUAUGUGCUUUUGAACGGGGUAUGGUAGUAGGUGCCAGGCGCACCAGUUUGAGUGUGUCAAGAACAGUAACGCUGCAGGGUUUUUCACGCUUAACAGUUUCUUGUGUGUAUCAAGAAUGGUCCACCACCCAAAGGACAUCCAGCCAACUUGACUCAACUGUGGGAAACAUUGGAGUCAGCAUGGGCCAGCAUCCCUGUGGAAUGCUUUCGACACCUUGUAGAGUCCAUGUCCCGACGAAUUGAGACUGUUCUGAGGGCAAAAGGGGGUACAAACUCAAAAUUAGGAAGGUGUUCCUAAUGUUUUGUACAUUCAGUGUAGAUCUCUGUGAUAUGGAUAUUGCACAUGUCAAUAUUGGGAUUUCAAUGUGAAUUAGAUUAAUUAUGCAGCCCUAUUAUACGAUAUAUUUAAUGAUAUGUAAAAAAAAAAAAAAAAAGUUUACUUGGUUGCCUAGAAGAAGUUCUACUGAAGUUCUUAAUAUCCAUAAUGCUUAUGAUAUGGUUCUUGCACAUAUUUUCUCUAAAUUGUUUUUGGCCAUGGAAUCUAAGUUCUCCUGAAAAACAGACUAAAAGCUAGAAAAGGAAAUCCUGUGUAUUCUAGUUGACAGUUUAGAUAAAGCCACUGUGCUGUGUGAAAACUGAUGUCUCUCAGCAUUAUGACAGGACCAGUUACUCAGCAAAGUCAGUGAAAACCCACUCAGUUUCCCAUUCAUCUGGCUGUAAAUAUAAUCUGGAGAGGAAUGUCUCAUCAUUAUUCUAUUUGUCUAAUAAAUAUUCCAUCACUCUGACUAUUAAAGUCCUGAUGGUGAAUAAUGCCAGAGUUAAUUGCAAAUGUUUCUUUCUGUUUCUUUCUGUUUUUAGGAUAGAAUGAUGGGAAAACAUAGUAACGUGUGUGUGUGUGUGUGUGUGUCUGCGUGUUGGAGGGGUACUCUAUGAUUGAGAGCAGGCUCUUAGAUCCUGUCUGUGCUCUAGGGUGAUUUAUUAACCCAGUCCUGUUCAUUCUUAAUAAUCCAGAGACUUUCACACCUCAUUAGGCUUGCUGCUGCUUUUGGCUGCACCGCACACACACACACACACACACACACACACAUACGCAUGCAUUGCAUGCACAUACAGUACGCACAAAGACACCAGGGUUUCCAUUAGCCGGUAAUAGCCAGCUUUUGGGCGAUAAAAAAAUUGCCACUGGCCAAUUGUAAGGGAGAAGAAGAAAAAAUCCCAUUGCGAAAUAAAGCUUUUUAGCCUAUUCAUUAAUAGAAAUACCAGUCGAUGUAAAUACAGUGGGGGAAAAAAGUAUUUAGUCAGCCACCAAUUGUGCAUGUUCUCCCACUUAAAAAGAUGAGAGAGGCCUGUAAUUUUCAUCAUAGGUACACGUCAACUAUGACAGACAUAUUGAGAAAAAAAGUCCAGAAAAUCACAUUGUAGGAUUUUUAAUGAAUUUAUUUGCAAAUUAUGGUGGAAAAUAAGUAUUUGGUCACCUACAAACAAGCAAGAUUUCUGGCUUUCACAGACCUGUAACUUCUUCUUUAAGAGGCUCCUCUGUCCUCCACUCGUUACCUGUAUUAAUGGCACCUGUUUGAACUUGUUAUCAGUAUAAAAGACACCUGUCCACAACCUCAAACAGUCACACUCCAAACUCCACUAUGGCCAAGACCAAAGAGCUGUCAAAGGACACCAGAAACAAAAUUGUAGACCUGCACCAGGCUGGGAAGACUGAAUCUGCAAUAGGUAAGCAGCUUGGUUUGAAGAAAUCAACUGUGGGAGCAAUUAUUAGGAAAUGGAAGACAUACAAGACCACUGAUAAUCUCCCUCGAUCUGUGGCUCCACGCAAGAUCUCACCCCGUGGCGUCAAAAUGAUCACAAGAAUGGUGAGCAAAAAUCCCAGAACCACACGGGGGGACCUAGUGAAUGUCCUGCAGAGAGCUGGGACCAAAGUAACAAAGCCUACCAUCAGUAACACACUACGCCGCCAGGGACUCAAAUCCUGCAGUGCCAGACGUGUCCCCCUGCUUAAGCCAGUACAUGUCCAGGCCCGUCUGAAGAUUGCUAGAGUGCAUUUGGAUGAUCCAGAAGUUGAUUGGGAGAAUGUCAUAUGGUCAGAUGAAACCAAAAUAUAACUUUUUGGUAAAAACUCAACUCGUCGUGUUUGGAGGACAAAGAAUGCUGAGUUGCAUCCAAAGAACACCAUACCUACUGUGAAGCAUGGGGGUGGAAACAUCAUGCUUUGGGGCUGUUUUUCUGCAAAGGGACCAGGACGACUGAUCCGUGUAAAGGAAAGAAUGAAUGGGGCCAUGUAUCGUGAGAUUUUGAGUGAAAACCUCCUUCCAUCAGCAAGGGCAUUGAAGAUGAAACGUGGCUGGGUCUUUCAGCAUGACAAUGAUCCCAAACACACCGCCCGGGCAAUGAAGGAGUGGCUUCGUAAGAAGCAUUUCAAGGUCCUGGAGUGGCCUAGCCAGUCUCCAGAUCUCAACCCCAUAGAAAAUCUUUGGAGGGAGUUGAAAGUCCGUGUCGCCCAGCGACAGCCCCAAAACAUCACUGCUCUAGAGGAGAUCUGCAUGGAGGAAUGGGCCAAAAUACCAGCAACAGUGUGUGAAAACCUUGUGAAGACUUACAGAAAACAAAGGGUAUAUAACAAAGUAUUGAGAAACUUUUGUUAUUGACCAAAUACUUAUUUUCCACCAUAAUUUGCAAAUAAAUUCAUUAAAAAUCCUACAAUGUGAUUUUCUGGAUUUUUUUCCCUAAUUUUGUCUGUCAUAGUUGACGUGUACCUAUGAUGAAAAUUAUAGUCCUCUCUCAUCUUUUUAAGUGGGAGAACUUGCACAAUUGGUGGCUGACUAAAUACUUUUUUAUCCCCACUGUACAUUUGACUGGUCAUGCUUAUCGGUCUAUGGCAUAAUUUAGUGGAAUUAAAUUGGCGCGUGUGUACAGUAUAUUCAUUAUAUAUCUUAUUUAUCACAAGUGUACAGACAGAUACAGAGCCUUUGAGCCAGACAGCAUCUCAAACAGCAAAUUAACGUUUUACUACAUAUUAUGAGGCAUGUCUUACCUUGCUUCAAAGUAGCCAUGCCAAAAUCAGACCAUAUCCGUGGAAGCAAUUAUUUUAUAUCAACUUUCUUUCAUUGUCCAGUAGCCAAAGGCAUAAUCCUAGUCAUAUUAGCAACCCAUACUAGUUGUUGCAUAUUAGAUCUCCCGUCUUUCUACAUUUCUAACGGAUAUUUUCAUCUCUGUCACAUGAAACCGCUCACAUGUGCGGUGAGCUUUUGACAACAGUGUUUUAUUCUAAUUGCAUUACGUAACGAACAUUCACGCAUAGCCUGCUGCCUUGUGCGUAUUGCUGCCCUUAUAAUGUGAAGAAAUAAUAGUUUAUCAACAUUUUCAGCUAAAUGUUCUGAUCUGUUGCAUCAGACUCAUUGCUUUUGAAAAAAAAUUAUGUAGCCUAGGCCUACUGGUUGUAUGAAUUUGGGAUCCAUCGUCCCACAACUGUCCCAGAGUCUGUUUGGAAUAGGCUAUUUCUUUCUCGACAAGCUGACCAAUAGAAUAGGUAAACUUUUCUACUAUGGGGGAUAGUAGAUUGGUAUAGGCUAGGAAUUCUGCUGUUCAUUACUCGUCUUGUUGGCUGAGGAAAGUAAAUGUGGACAAUUAUUCUAACAUCUUCAAAGUGCGCAUCAGAAUUCGGUAAGAAGGACUGCACAUUGUUGCAUCCUCAACUUGCAUGUUCUGUUAAUAUGAAUUUCCGUAAUCAAAAUGAGAUUUCUGUCAUUCUGAGCACCGUGGGUGGACGCCCUAAUCAGGUUACGUACCCAAUGUAUAUGGGUCCGGUCAAUUUCUCAAAUGUCUGGUAAAUUAAAAUGCUGCCGGUCAAAUGUCCGGAGCCACAUUUUCCUAACGGAAGCACUGACACAGACACACGUGCGCACACACACACACAGAGAGGGGAGCAGAGGAGAGGAUAAAAAGCGGAGGAGGUUUAGGGAAUCUGUUUUAUCUGAAACUAUAAAGGCUGUCCUGUGAGGUGAAUGGGCCAAUCCAUCACGACUUUCUAUAGAGGGGGGUGUUGGGCCAAUCCAUCAGGGUCUUUUAGAGGGGGUGGUUUAACGAUGUCUACGACUGUGUUUGGACCAGCAGUCUUUCUUAUGUGAAUGGAAGGUGCUGUUACUGUCUAGACGAGUUACAGGUUGGACUGUCAGUUAGUCAGCCCCUUAUCACUACACUGUAAAAGCUAGACCUAGUGCUUGAGAUGUAAUGAAAAAGGUGUCUGCACUCACUUUAAUUUUACAGUUCCAGGGUUUGUAAUUUAUGAGACUGUAUUCUAUAAGAUGUGCUGGUACUCAAGCAGUAGAAAAUGAAAGGUGCUGGUUGUGGUAAGGUUCAACCACUGCUCUGACCAAACCUAGUCUUGUUUUACUCACCAUUAAAUUGCAAGCAGUUUGUGAGGGAGCCAGUUUUAUUAAUUGAAGUUUAUUUUUCCAACAAGGGUUAUAAAUGUGUUUCUUUUUACAGCAGGUUCCAUCAUCCCCUUCCUCUGACAGAUCUGAAAAUGAGUUCUGCGUUGCCAGAUGUGGAGUUUUACUUUGAUACAUUUACAACGUGCGUGACAGAGAGAGGGAGAGGGGGAUGGAGGGAGAUGGCGAGAGGGAUGGGGAGGGUGCGGGAGAGCGAUAGAUAGAGAGAGACAAAGCAAAAGAGAGAGCGAGGGAGUGAGGGAUGAAAGGGUGAAGAGGGAGAACACAUAUCCAUCUGACACAAACCUGUCGUAACACCAGUGCUGUUCAUUUGACUACAGCUGAUUUAAAGUCAUUUUCCCCCUCAUUUCUAUCUGUUCUAAACCUGAUCGGCUCUGGUCUGGUCUGCUCUGGUCUGGUCUGCUCUGGUCAGCUCUGAUCGGCUCUGGUCUGGUCUGCUCUGGUCUGGUCUGCUCUGGUCUGGUCUGCUCUAGUCUAGUGAACCAGGACCAGAUGAUAACACUACCGAUUUAUAGUAACUCUCUGCUGAUGCUGGAAUAAAGAUGUCCCACUCUGACAGGUGACCCAGAGGACCUGUACACUCAGCCCUGCAUGGUCCCUUUCAUCCUGCCUGGAGGAAGCACUGCUGAUCCCUGUGUGUGUGUGUGUGUGUGUGUGUGUGUGUGUGUGUGUGGUGUGUGUGCGUGCAUGUGUUUUGCCAAAUCUGAAUAAUUCUCUAACCUGUUAGUUUCUCUCUUCUCUCCAGGUAAACCUGUGAUGAUAGUGACUGAAUACAUGGAGAAUGGAUCCUUGGACAGCUUUCUGAAAGUGAGUCUAAAAUAUUACACAACUAAAUUAGUUAUCUUCACAUUACCUUCAUGCUUUCCACACCGGCCUAUGGAGUUAUCCCAUGCAUACCACUUUAGCUAACCAGAAACUCUGGCUUACUGAAAUUAGCCGAAGCAAAACAUCAAACCAACGUCAGAACAACAUUAAAUCAACAUGACCAGACAGGAGUGUGUGUGAGUGUGUGUGUGUGUGUGUGUGAAGGUCCCGUUUUAGCAGUUUUCCACAUGUGCCUGUGUGUCUGCACAGCAUCGCUUCAGAUUGAAAAUGGAGUAAUUGCAACCUUCUCCAGCUAUUUCCUCUGGUUGUAGAGUGGCCUGGCUUUUAUCACUGGGAACUGUCAUACAACACACACACACACACACACACACACACACACACACACACACACACACACACACACACACACACACACACACACACACAGUCAUCCUGCUCCUCCACAUCACAUUACUGUACCUCAUGUUUGUGUUAUGACUAUAUGACUGUAGCAGCUUUGAUCCGACUCCGCCUGUCUCUACCAGGUAGUCUGGCCUUUAUAUAGUGCCCUGGAAAACACCAUCUAUUUGGUCAAAGACUAUGGCAUGGUGUUGUCAAGCCUAUUUGGUUGUGAGAUGAGGAUUGUACAAUUCACCUUGAAAUGGGCAAGUUAAUGUCAGAGGUGAUCUAAAAGGUUAAUGUAAUUGGUUUGGAUAUUGUAAUAUGAAUGUUCCGCUGUAGUUUUUUAAAACAGAAAGGUCAUAUUCAUUCUGUUUUUCAACCCAGUCACAUCUGUUUUUAGAGGUAUGACAUUCCACCUGUGACUGAUUCUAUCUCUGUCUCUCUCUGUCUCUCUCUUUCUCUCUCUUUUGCUCUCUUUCUCUCCCUCUCCAUCCUCUCUCCCUCCUCUCUUUUCACCCCCUCUUCCUCCUCUGCCUCCCCCUUGUAGAAACACGAUGCCCAGUUUACUGGUAUCCAGUUGGUGGGCAUGCUGCGUGGCAUCGUGUCAGGCAUGAAGUACCUGUCUGACAUGGGCUACGUCCACAGAGACCUGGCCGCCCGUAACAUCCUGGUGAACAGCAACCUGGUGUGUAAGGUGUCUGACUUCGGCCUGUCCAGAGUCCUGGAGGACGACCCCGAGGCUGCUUACACCACACGGGUAAGACAUGGUGGUCGGGUUUAUCAAUGACAUCAGAUGGGUGUAAUAGUUGUUUCUGACAGAGGCAUGAUACUAUGGGGUGGGAGUGUGCCUUGUAAGAACCACCUCUGUCCAUAACUCUGGUGCCUAAUAGUGAGUGGACACGUUGCUGUGGACAGAGAGAAAUGUUAUCACUGUCAGACAUAGCUGAGCUGACUGACCUCUGUCUCAGGUUUACACAGAAGGGCAUUGUCUCCCUCUCUCUAUCUCUCACUCCCUUCUUUCUGUCGAUCUAUCUCCCCCUCGCCAGCCCUCGCAGUGAAUACAUGCUGUCCAUGAGACAAAUCACCUCAUAUGUCACACACACACACACACACACACACACACACACACACACACACACAAACACACACACACACACACACACACAUACACAAACUUCUGGCCUUGCAGCAGUGCAGAGCGAGGUAGCCAGUACAUAAAUAAAAGCUGGCCGAGAUAACGCUAACAUAAAUUCACAACGGGCCUGUUUGUGUUCUCCUGAAGGAUCAUGGGAAAGGAAUGACAAACAUACCAGAUAAGCAACAUCAAGAGGCCUUUGACUGAGCCUAGUUUAUCCAACCUAUCACCAUCUAUAUAACAUACUGUGUGUGUGUGUGUGGUCACCUUGUGGCCUAACAUUAGUAUGCAGGGCUCUAAACUCUGUGUAAUAACUGCUUCAGACCCCCAUGUUAAAUAAACACUCACAGAGCUAUUACUUCACUCCCAUAAACUCACUCCCUAAAAUAUGCUAAUAGACUUCCCCUAGUGUGUCACUAGUAAUAGAGCUGAGUUCCCAUCCACUCUACAGCCACAUUAAUGUAUCAGACCCAGCAGGACGUUCUCUCUCCCUCCCUCUUCUGUCAGACCACUCUGCUCUUCCGUGAGCCCCCUCCUGUCUGUCACUGUCUCACUGGUGUCAUACUCUACUGUCAUUAUAGGUAUAAUCCUACUUCUCAUGAGGCUGGCUGUGUUCAUGUACACUCACCAGGGAUUCAAGGGAGCAGAAGUAGUUUGUUUAUUUGUGUGUGUGUGUGCAUUCUUGUGUGUGUGUUUGCGUGCUUGCAUGUGUGUGUGUGUGCAUGUGUGUGUGCUCCUGCGUGUGUGUGAGUGAGGGCAGAAGUGGUUUGUUUUCUGAGGGCUGUGUGUUUAAAGAGAGCUGGCCAGGAGUUGUGUGACUUGGCCAGGAGGUCCGUUAGUGUUGGCUCCUCUGCUCUUUUCUCCGCUCUUUUCUUUUCCUCUCCUUUGUUGGCCUGAUGCAGGCUAAGCCUUGAGUAAGUCCAGCAGCCCCCGGAGGCUCCCUCUCUACCUCUCUUUCCUCCUCUCUCUACAGUUGCGAAUGUAUUCACCCCCUUGGCAUUUUUCCUAUUUUGUUGCCUUACAACCUGGAAUUAAAAUAGAUUUUUUGGGGGUUUGUGUCAUUUGAUUUACACAACAUGCCUACCACUUUGAAGAUACAAAAUACAUUUUUUUUGUGAAACAAACAAGAAAUAAGACAAAAAAACAGAACACUUUAGCGUGCAUAACCUUGUGCAGCAAUUACAUCUGCAAGUAUCUUGGGGUAUGUCUCUAUAAGCUUGGCACAUCUAGCCACUGGGAUUUUUGCCCAUUCUUCAAGGCAAAACUGCUCCAGCUCCUUCAAGUUGGAUGGGUUCCGCUGGUGUACAACAAUCUUUAAGUCAUAUCACAGAUUCUCAAUUCGAUUGAGGUCUGGGCUUUGACUAGGCCAUUCCAAGACAUUUACAUGUUACCCCUUAAACCACUCAAGUGUUGCUUUAGCAGUAUGCUUAGGGUCAUUGUCCUGCUGGAAGGUGAACCUCCGUCCCAGUCUCAAAUCUCUGGAAGACUGAAACAGGUUUCCCUCAAAAAUGUCCCUGUAUUUAGCGCCAUCUAUCAUUCCUUCAAUUCUGACCAGUUUCCCAGUCCCUGCCAAUGAAAAACAUCAUCUGACCAGAUUACCUUCUUCCAUAUGUUUGGGGAGUCUCCCACAUGCCUUUGGGUGAACACCAAACGUGUUUUUUUUUUUUUUUUUCUUUAAGCAAUGGCUUUUUUUUCUGGCCACUCUUCCGUAAAGCCCAGCUCUGUGAAGUGUACGGCUUAAAGUGGUCCUAUUGACAUAUACUCCAAUCUCCGCUGUGGAGCUUUGCAGCUCCUUCAGGGUUAUUUUUGGUCUCUUUGUUGCCUCUCUGAUUAAUGCCCUCCUUGCCUGGUCUGUGAGUUUUGGUGGGCGGCCCUCUCUUGGCAGGUUUUUUGUGGUGCCAUAUUCUUUCCAUUUUUUAUAAUGGAUUUAAUGGUGCUCUGUGGGAUGUUCAAAGUUUCUGAUAUUAUUUUAUAACCCAUCCCUGAUCUGUACUUCUCCUCUCCACAACUUUGUCCCUGACCUGUUUGGAGAACUCCUUGGUCUUCAUGGUGCCACUUGCUUGGUGGUGCCCCUUGCUUAGUGGUGUUGCAGACUCUGGGGCCUUUCAGAACAGGUGUAUAUAUACUGAGAUCAUGUGACACUUAGAUUGCACACAGGUGGACUUUAUUUAACUAAUUAUGUGACUUCUGAAGGUAAUUGGUUGCACCAGAUCUUAUUUAGGGGCUUCAUAGCAAAGGGGGUGAACACAUAUGCAUACAUACAUAUCGCUUUAACUAGAGGAGGAGUUUGUGAAUAAAUUGAAAUGUGAUGACUGGGCAUGGGUGUUGAAAUACUUUCGUUGUGAUUUCUCUCUCUCGCUCUCUCCCUCUCUCUCUCAAUUCAAUUUCAAUUAAUUUCAAUUUCAAUUUAAGGGGCUUUAUUGGCAUGGGAAACAUGUGUUUACAUUGCCAGAGCAAGUGAAAUAGAUUAUAAACAAAAGUGAAUGAAACAAUAAAAAAAUUAACAGUAAACAUUACACUCACAAAAGUUCAAAAAGAAUAAAGACAUUUCAAGUGUCAUUAUGUAUAUAUACAGUGUUGUAAUGAUGUGCAAAUAGUUAAAGUACAAAAAGGAAAAUAAAUAAACAUAAAUAUGGGUUGUAUUUACAAUGGUGUUUGUUCUUCACUGGUUGCCCUUUUCUUGUGGCAACAGGUCACAAAUAUUGCUGCUGUGAUGGCAAACUGUGGUAUUUCAUCCAAUAGAUAUGGGAGUUUAUCCAAAUUGGAUUUGUUUUCAAAUUCUUUGUGGGUCUGUGUAAUCUGAGGGAAGUAUGUGUCUCUAAUAUGGUCAUACAUUUGGCAGGAAGUUAGGAAAUGCAGCUCAGUUUCCACCUCAUUUUGUGGGCAGUGUGCACAUAGCCUGUCUUCUCUUUGAGAGCUUUCUCAAUAGCAAGGCUAUGCUCACUGAGUCUGUGCAUAGUCAAAGAUUUCCUUAAUUUUGGGUCAGUCACGGUGGUCAGGUAUUCUGCGACUGUGUAGUCUCUGUUUAGUGCCAAAUAGCAUUUUAGUUUGCUCUGUUUUUUUAUAAACUCUUUCCAAUGUGUCAAGUAAUUAUAUUUUUGUUUUCUCAUGAUUUGGUUGGGUCUAAUUGGGUUGCUGUCCUUGGGGCUCUGUGGGGUCUGUUUGAUUUGUGAACAGAGCCCCAGGACCAGCUUGCUUAUGGGACUCUUCUCCAGGUUCAUCUCUCUGUGGACUUUUCCCACAUAGGCAUGUUGUGUAAAUCAAAUGAUACAAACCCCCCAAAAAUCAAUUUUAAUUCCAGGUUAUAUGACAACAAAAUAGGAAAAAUGCCAAGGGGGGUGGAUACUUUUGCAAGCCACUGUAUUGUGUACCGGGACACAAGGAUGCCCUCUAUCGGGGCAGUUAUAUACACUAGCCAUUGAGCCUUUUUUGGGCCUGCUACGCAGGAGACUGCAGGGAGUCUGUUGGACAGGCAUGGGUGUGUUGACAGGCAUAGCAGUGUCGGCGUAUGCUGAUGAUGUUUCUGUGAUGGUCAGGGAUGGGCAGGAUAUGCAGGCACUAGAGACUAGUCUGAAGGUGUACGAGGGAGCUUUGUCAGCUAAGGUGAACUGGAGCAAGAGCAAAGCUCUGUUAUGUGGGGCAUGGAGGGAUAGGGCCCCCCCUCUGCUUCCAGGGGGUUUGCAGUGGGGUUGUGAAGGGCUUAACAUUUUGGGGGUGUAUCUGUGCUCGGAGAGGUGGGUCAGGAAGAACUGGAAGGGGCUGUCACAGGCAGUGGUGUCAAGACUGGCCAGGUGGAGGUGGCUCCUGUCCCAAGUGUCAUAUAGAGGGAGGGUGCUGAUAAUCAACAACCUGGUGGCAUCUUCCCUGUGGCAUAAACUGGCUGUCCUCAACCCCCCCGCAGGGCUGCUCGCAGACCUGCAACGCAAGCUGGUAGAUUUUUUCUGGUCGGGCCAUCACUGGCUGAGGUGUAUAUGUCCGUACAUGAAGGAGGACAAGGCCUGGUGGAACUGGAGAGCAGGGUGGUUGCAUUCCUUGAGGCGGUGCAGAGACUGCUGUACCAUACUGAUGUCGGCUGGAGGGAACCAGCAUGCGCGCUGCUGAGGAGAGCUGGCGGAUUAGGGUUGGACCGGCAGCUAUUCCUCAUGAGGCUGGAGAGGCUGAGUACAGCAGUUCUCUCUGACUCUGCGGUACUGAGGGCCUGGCAGCUGCUAAGGCCCACACGAGAAGGGGGUGUGGAGCCUGGGCUGUGGGUGUGGGAGGAGCCUAUCUUCCACAACUCAGCCAUCCUUUUGAGAUCGGUUCAGUUGGCCACCCUGCAGAGGCGACUGAUGGCAGCGGGUUUACUAAGGCUGGGUGACCUGUGACUGCUGGGAGAGGAGGGGUAGAAAACCCCAGAAGUCCUGGCACAGCAAACAGGACUAACAUCUCUUAGGCUGCUGGAGAGAUUCCUGGGGGAAGUCCAGGAGGCACUGUCUGAGCCGGGAAGGGGGGUGUUUGAGCAGUCAAAGGGGAGGGGCCACCAAUGUUUCCGCCAGAGACGGGACUGGCAAGGGGGUCUGGAGGACUUGUUAGAUUUUAACACUCCGAGCCUGGGGGAGUUUGAGGGGGUGGGAGGUAUAGCCCUCUGCAACCUCUGCAUUAAGGUAACGAACAUUAGGAGCCUAACAGGAGUGAAGGCUCAUCAGUGGCAGGGGGUAUGUGGGGCGGAGAGUAUGGUGGGUUUUACAUGGAGGGGUCUCUACAAACUCCCAGUACCAAAGAGGUCAGGGGACCUCCAGUGGAGGGUUCUACAUGGAGCCCUGGCCACAAACAGCUGGUUGGCACGGGUUGACCUGGGAGUCGGACAGGGGUGUCCUUUCUGUGUCAUGAGUGAAACUGUGAUUCAUGUGUUUUCUGUGUGCACCAGGUUAAUUACAUUUACAUUUUAGUCAUUUAGCAGACGCUCUUAUCCAGAGCGACUUUGUCACGCCCUGACUCAGGGGACGCUUAAGGUGUGUAUAUUCUUUGUUGUGCGUUUGUCUAUGUUUAGGAUCUAGUAUGUCUAGUUCUAUGUUGGCCGGUGUGGUUCCCAAUCAGAGGCAGCUGUCGCUCGUUGUCUCUGAUUGGGGACCAUACUUAGGCAGCCUAUUGGCACUAGUGGGUUGUGGGAUUUUGUUCCGUGUAAGGUAUGUUGUGUGUUCUACCUUGGACUUCACGUUUCAUUUCGGUUAUUGUUUUGUCGUGGUGUUUAAUAGUUUAAUAAACAUGUACGCAUAUUACGCUACGCCUUGGUCUGUCCCGUCAUUCAACGAACGUGACAGACUUACAGUUAGUGAGUGCAUACAUUUUUCAUACUGGCCCCCCGUGGGAAUCGAACCCACAACCCUGGCGUUGCAAGCGCCAUGCUCUAUCAACUGAGCUACAGGAGGCCAACUGAGCUACAUUAAUGCCAUUGGGGGUGGAGUUUACUGUCGGGAUGUUUAUAAUGGGGUACAGGUAUUCAAAUAAGGAGAAGGCCAAAUGUGUGUUGUUAAAUUUUCUGUUUGCUCAUGCAAAGUUUGCUAUUUGGCUAACAAGGAGGAACAGGGUCAAAGGUGGUGGGAUAACAGACCUUUUACUAUUAUUUAAUGGGAUGGUCUCUGCGCGCCUUAGGGUGGAAUUUGUGUGUGGUGUUGUUUUGUAUCGUGGGGUAGAGGGCAGGGUGAGUAUGCAGUACAGGAUUUUUUUAAGGGGGGGGGGGGUGAGGUUUUAAUGAAAUGAGAAUGUAUCAUUAAAGACAGACAAAAAUUAAAAGUCUCUCUCUCUCUCUCAGGGAGGUAAGAUCCCUAUCAGGUGGACAGCUCCAGAGGCCAUCUCCUACAGGAAGUUCACCUCGGCCAGCGAUGCCUGGAGCUACGGUAUCGUGCUCUGGGAAGUGAUGUCAUACGGGGAGCGGCCUUACUGGGAGAUGUCCAAUCAGGACGUGAGUAUGCAACCGUCGCCAGGGUGACCUAAUGAACUUCCUGCUGAGAGAGGAAAUUAUGCGUAGAGGGGUCAGGUGGAAGAAUGAGUCUGAAGCCUGAAGGUCUGAUGGCCUGGACCAGAAAUACAUAUACACACACACAGAAAUACAGCAUUGUCACCUGAGAGGGAGAGAGGGAGAGAGGGAGAGCUUCUAUUCAGCACUGCCAGCUCUCCUCUAUAUAUCUACCACCCACAGACACACUUUACUGUCUCCUCCUAUGGACUGUCCUGCUGCACAUCUAAUUAUCACCCCUAUCUCCCUCUGUCUUUCUUUCUUUCUUUCUUUCUUUCUUUCUUUCUUUCUUUCUUUCUUUCUUUCUUUCUUUCUUUCUUUCUUUCUUUCUUUCUUUCUUUCUUUCUUUCUUUCUUUCUUUCUUUCUUUCUUUCUUUCUUUCUUUCUUUCCCUCCAGGUGAUCAAAGCGGUGGAUGAGGGCUACAGACUGCCUCCUCCUAUGGAUUGUCCUGCAGCUCUGUACCAGCUGAUGUUGGACUGCUGGCAGAAGGAGAGGAACAACAGACCCAAGUUUGAACAGAUCGUCAGCAUCCUGGAUAAACUCAUACGCAACCCUGGGAGCCUGAAGAUCACAGCCAACACCUCAUCCCGGUACUAUACACAUCUACAUUUAACCCUCAAUCUCUCAACCCUGACCUCUGACCCCUGAAUCCAACCCUGGCAGCCAACAUCUCAUCCUAGUACUAUACAGAUCUUAAUUUAACAUCUAGCUGUACUCAGUUGUAUUAAAGUGUUAGACAAGGUGACGUCUUUCUCAUCCAUUCAACACCCACGCACCUGCCCCCCUAACUUACAACUGCUCUUCUCUGCUCCUCUCCCACGCACCUGCCCCCCUAACUUACAACUGCUCUUCUCUGCUCCUCUCCCACGCACCUGCCCCCCUAACUUACAACUGCUCUUCUCUGCUCCUCUCCCACGCACCUGGCUCAAUAUGGAUGGACACCAGUCAUAUCCGUUCCCCACGCAUCUCCCAAGGCAUUAUGGGUCACGGCACAUCCUGCUCAUUAGUGACAGCAGCGACAGGAAACACUGUCCUCCACCCUGGGACUCGUUUAUACCUCCCUCGCUUUUAGUUUUUCUUUCUCUCGCUCUCUGUCACACGCUCCCCGCUCUGCUGGCCUAUUACAAUAUUACUGAUACUGUCUCUCCAGGCUCUGCUGUAGCCGGCCGCAACCGGGAGACCAAUGGGGCGGCGCACAAUUGGCCCAGCGUCGUCCAGGGUAGGGGAGGGAAUGGCCGGCAGGGAGGUAGCUCAGUUGGUAGAGCAUGGUGUUUGCAACGCCAGGGUUGUGGGUUCGAUUCCCACGGGGGGCCAGUGUGAAAAAAAAUAAUACAAAAAAUUAUGUAUGCACUAACUGUAAGUCGCUCUGGAUAAGAGCGUCUGCUAAAUGACGUAAAUGUAAUGUACCUCUGUCACACGCUCCCCCCUCUGCUGGCCUUUACAAUAUUACUGAUACUGUCUCUACCUCUGUCACACGUUCACCCCUCUGCUGGCCUAUUACAAUAUUACUGAUACUGUCUCUACCUCUGUCACACGUUCACCCCUCUGCUGGCCUAUUACAAUAUUACUGAUACUGUCUCUACCUCUGUCACACGUUCACCCCUCUGCUGGCCUAUUACAAUAUUACUGAUACUGUCUCUACCUCUGUCACACGUUCACCCCUCUGCUGGCCUAUUACAAUAUUACUGAUACUGUCUCUACCUCUGUCACACGUUCACCCCUCUGCUGGCCUAUUACAAUAUUACUGAUACUGUCUCUACCUCUGUCACACGUUCACCCCUCUGCUGGCCUAUUACAAUAUUACUGAUACUGUCUCUACCUCUGUCACACGUUCACCCCUCUGCUGGCCUAUUACAAUAUUACUGAUACUAUCUCUACCUCGCCGUCCAACCAAGGUGCAAGAUGUUACUGGAUCUAUAAAAGAUAUAAACCACAUAUUGAAUCUCUCAAGAUAUCAACCUGAUAUUGAAAUAGCCUCAUAGAAGGUGUUCAUCCACUUCUGUGAAUGUGUUAUGUCAUGACAGUGGUGUAUAGGCCUGUAAGGGAGAGCUGUUUGUAUUAUGUGCAGAGGUCUACAGGGGAGAGCAUUUAUUUAGUAUGGGCAGACCUCUAUAGGGGAUUGUAGUAUUAUCUUUACAAUGUUCUCAGCAUGGGUCUGAACCUGUUUGUGUAUGGACCCAGUUGGUAGUAACAUGGGCCACACAGAGGCUGUCAUAAACAAACACUUCCUGCUUCAUGUGUGCACAGGAUCUCACUCCAACACCAACUGAACCCGUGUAGUCACUGGUCAGGCCUCAGACUAGCAUCAACAGCCACUCUCUCCCUCUUUCUCUCCCUAAACCCUCUUUCUCUCCUGUUUUUUCUAUUUUCUCUCACUCAUUCUCUCCAUACAGCACAUACUAAUACACCUAAUACUUUCAUCUCUUUGUUUUGACCGCUGGGGAGGUCCAGGGGACUGAGGCGCUGGUGUAGAGUGGCCUUGGGCAGGCAGAGAGGGAGCAGGGAGGAGGGAGAGCUGGAGCUAUAGCUGGAACAGGGGAGGGUUAGAGGGUGGGGAGGCGGUGGGGCAUUGGGUUGGUGGAACAGACGGUCCUGGUAUUAUGGAGACGUCGGAACUCAUAAUGUUGACUAAUGAUUUGUUAAGAAAGUGAAAAUGGGUCCCUGGGAGUUUGCAUGUAAUUUUCCUGAUUGGCUUUUAACACUGGGCUGAGCGCCGGGCGAGAGAGGUGGGAGGGGGAAGGGGAGGCGAUUUAUGGGAGUGUUUGUUUGCGUGUGUGUGUGUGUGUGUGUGUGUGUUCGUGCACGUGUGUGUGCGCAUGUGUGUGUGUGGUGCCGCACCGCAGGAGCAGCUGUGUUCGGGCUCACACACCUCAUCUGUCUCUGGGCUGCCCUGGCUAAUGGAGAUCCCAUCCCCCACAGGCCCAGAUCAAAGCCUGGGGCCAGAGUGCACUGUCUGGGUGCCUGGGGGAGAGGGACCGUGGGGUUAGAGUACACUGUCUGGGGGCCUGGGGGAGAGGGACCUGGGGUUAGAGUUUGCGUCUGUGGGAUGGAAGUGAGAGAAUCUUAGGGCAGGUGUACCCUAGCAGGCCAAGGGCGAGUGUCGAGAGGGCUUGAAUACAGGGUGUCCGAGAGACGAUAAUUAAUAAUGAGUUUUUAAUUGACCUACCUGGUAAAAGAAAGGUUAAGUAAAAUUUCAAAAGGAGUAGUGAAAAGAAGUGAUGAGAGAAAAUAAGAGAGGGGUUUGGAGUUGGGGCUGAUGAGUAUGGGCUUAGUGGGGUACAGUAGCUAUAGAGAGGGGUUUGGAGUUGGGGUUGAUGAGUAUGGGCUUAGGGGGGUACAGUAGCUAUAGUAAGGGGUUUGGAGUUGGGGUUGAUGAGUAUGGGCUUAGGGGGGGUACAGUAGCUAUAGAUAGGGGUUUGGAGUUGGGGUUGAUGAGUAUGGGCUUAGGGGGGUACAGUAGCUAUAGAGAGGGGUUUGGAGUUGGGGUUGAUGAGUAUGGGCUUAGGGGGGUACAGUAGCUAUAGAUAGGGGUUUGGAGUUGGGGUUGAUGAGUAUGGGCUUAGGGGGGUACAGUAGCUAUAGAGAGGGGUUUGGAGUUGGGGUUGAUGAGUAUGGGCUUAGGGGGGUACAGUAGCUAUAGAGAGGGGUUUGGAGUUGGGGUUGAUGAGUAUGGGCUUAGGGGGGUACAGUAGCUAUAGAGAGGGGUUUGGAGUUGGGGUUGAUGAGUAUGGGCUUAGGGGGGUACAGUAGCUAUAGAGAGGGGUUUGGAGUUGGGGUUGAUGAGUAUGGGCUUAGUGGGGUACAGUAGCUAUAGAUAGGGGUUUGGAGUUGGGGUUGAUGAGUAUGGGCUUAGUGGGGUACAGUAGCUAUAGAGAGGGGUUUGGAGUUGGGGUUGAUGAGUAUGGGCUUAGGGGGGUACAGUAGCUAUAGAGAGGGGUUUGGAGUUGGGGUUGAUGAGUAUGGGCUUAGUGGGGUACAGUAGCUAUAGAGAGGGGUUUGGAGUUGGGGUUGAUGAGUAUGGGCUUAGGGGGGUACAGUAGCUAUAGAGAGGAGCAAAUGGGGAAAGUGAGGUGUGAGAAAAAGGGAUGAGUGAAGAGUGGGAAAGGCAGAUGGCCAGAUGGAUGGAGGGAGGAGUGGAGGGGUGGAGGGUAGACUCUGGGAGAGACCCAGCAGAGCCAUUUCAAUUCCCCUCACAUUGAGAGCUGCAUUCCUCUCUGCUCCUCUCCUCUCCUUCACCAAGCUGCCCAGAUGUCAACUUCUCCCCCUCUCCGCCUCCUCCUCAUCGCCCUCUCCUCCUCGUUUUAUCCUUCUCCCCCCCUCUCCAUCUCUCCCUCUGCUCCCCUGAGAGCCCUAAAAACAUGAUACUACACAGCAGUGGAAAAGAGAAAAUGAAAAGAAACAGACAGGGAAAAAGACAGAGAUAAAGACAGGGACAAAGACAGGGACAAAGACAGGGACGGUGGUAUUGUACUUUUCUUUCUCACCUCCUGAAUCUUUCUCCAUCAUGUGGAGAAUUCUCCUGUUUCUGAAUCCUGUCUCUGUAAGAUGUGAUGAUGCGCACACAGGGGUUUAAGAUACCAACUCCUCUCCCUGACAGCUAGCAUGUUAUUUUACUUCCCUCUCAUCCUCUCUCAUCCCUCGUUCUCUCUGCCUGUUGGUCCGCCGUGAGACUUCACCAAGCACAGUUAAAAAUAAAUAAUAAAGUAAACAAACAGAAUCCCACAGAGGGAAAACAAGGUCAUCUAUAGUUUACCUCUACACUGACACGUUGACUGCUCUGGAGGCAGGGGAAAGAACUUUACAGAUCAAUAGUCUCCUCAUUCAUGCCUGGAUGGCGUAAUCAGGGAGCUGUGUGGGUGAGUGAGAGAGGGAGAGAGAGAUGAGAAGGAGAGGCUCCCUCUUUUCCUCCUCCCCUCCCUCUAUCCCUUUCUCCUCUCUUCCCUCCUCUCCUCCUAGUCGGCUCUCAGCUGUCAGACAGGCCUCUGAUGAUCAGGAAGACAUUCAAUCACACACCAGUCUCUUAGCUCUCCCUUUCCUUGCCACUCCUUUCUCUAUCCUCUUCCGUCCGUUCUUGUUCUCGCUCAGACAUGGCCUUGCUGUCCCUGUGGUGAGCUGUCAGAAAUCGUCUACGGGAUAUUGUUGACUGCUUUGUUAACUUGGCGUGGAACAAACAUAUUCUGGAAGCAUAAGUCUAGUAGUCCCAUAAGCAGUAGCUCUUACCUGUCCCAUCCCCCUAGAGGUAGCAUACUGUACGUCAGUCUCCCACGCUGGGUAAUAGAGAUAACACACAAACCUCCAAACCACCCCAAAUACACAGUGUUACCUGCUGUGAUAUAAAAGUCUGUCAUUAGCCAAGACUCUAAAGCUCUCCACCACCCAAAACACUCAGCCUCAGGGUGGACUUGACUUCCUGCUAUUAUGAUUAGUUUAUUGAAACUACUAUAAAUAAACGUCUCUAUGGGAGUCUCUAUUGCAGGACCAAGCUGGUUUCCUGUCCUGUGUUGGCUUGUAUUCCCUAGGCUGUGUGUGAUCAGGUGCUAUGGUCCCAGUCGUCCAAUGGUUUGUUUUCUGACUCACAAACACACACACACACACACACAAACACAAACACAUACUUUUCAUGCCAUUAUUCUGAAUGGCUCCGACACACACACCCAUCAUUGUUUAGUAUGAGUCAGGGUUGUUGUUGACGUGACCUAAGUUGGUCUGACCUGCCCUGACCCUGCCUCAUAGGGAGGAGGUGGACUUGAUUUGGAUGCUAAUUGGAUAUGACUGUAGCAACAGCUGCUUUGUCCGGUGUCCACAAAACACUCAGAAGAUGUGGAGAGAGUCUCCUGGUCUGGAGUUAUUGACUGGUUGCUUCAGCCAGAGUAAACAUGGUCAGGGUUAAGGACAGACUCACAGACAGUCCUCUCUACCUCACUCUCCUUCUACCUCACUCUUCCCUCUCUCCCUUCCUCUUCUACCUCACUCUUUCCUCUCUCCCUUCCUCUUCUACCUCACUCUUUCCUCUCUCCCUUAGUUUCUACCUCACUCUCCAGUCUCUCCCUUCCUCUUCUACCUCACUCUCCAGUCUCGCCCUUAGUUUCUACCUCACUCUCCAGUCUCGCCCUUAGUUUCUACCUCACUCUCCAGUCUCGCCCUUAGUUUCUACCUCACUCUCCAGUCUCUCCCUUAGUUUCUACCUCACUCUCCAGUCUCUCCCUUAGUUUCUACCUCACUCUCCAGUCUCUCCCUUCCUCUUCUACUUCCCUCCUGUCACUCAAAUCUCUUCAGAACUGUGCCUCAAGCCAUGCUUUUCAACCUAUAAUUUAUUGUUUAUGGAACAGCAUGAAUUUUGAUUUAAUGAUUUGAUUUAGUUUCUAAUCCGAUAAAGGCUGCAGUAUUGUUGAAAUUCUAAUAUUUUAUUAGAGAAAAUAAUAAUGUAAUUAUACAAAAAUGUAUGCUUGUUUUGUUAAUAAUAAUUUUGUCAGAGAUGUCUAAAACGUAAAUGUAGAAUCUACACAUUACAGUUUCCUUUUUCUUUGUCUCAAAGCCCAUCCAACAUAUACAUGUUUGGAGCUACAUUGACUUCAUGACCUAGAAACAGUGUAAACAGUCAUAUUGGGAAAUCAUUAGACUUGUCAGUAUGGUAAAGUAAACAUUAAAUUGUAUGUGUGGCUUUCACUGGGGAGAGCUUGUCCAUAACACACUGCAACAGAACGGGUUUGUGGGUAGUCCCUUCUCUCCACAGGUAUUUCCUUAUGGGGAGACCCGUGGUGCGUGUGUGUCGGCGUGUGUGUGUCUGUGUGUGUGUGUGCAUGCAUGGGGAAAUAUGGUUUACAGCCUUCUGUGUUCUCUCUUUGCAGCAUGUUAUUUUAUGAGCUUGUUUUCUCAAUAAUAAGAGUUUCAGUCCCUGAUGUGAUUUGCAGACUCCAGCGUGUAUGUGUAUGUGUGUUGCAGGGUUGGUGGUGUAUCUCUCUGGGCAGACAGACAGAGUUGUGUAUCAGCUGAGUGGAGGGAGGAAGUAGGGAUAGUAUUAUUUCCGUUCCAAGGCUGACCGUGGCAUCUCUCUGAGGGGACUGUAUUGGGUCCCAUGUAACCCUCCUCAUCACAAGGAGUUCAAGUAUGGCUAGUGUGCCAAACGGCUAACCAUCCAUGUCCUUUCUCUCCCCCUCCACCCUGUUCCAGGCCAGUCAACCUGCUCAUGGACAGGAGUAGUUCUGAGGUGGUUCCAUCGUUGGACACCAUGGGGGAUUGGCUGGACAGCGUGAGGACUCUGCCCUGUAAGGAGGCCUUCUCUGGGGUCAGCUACAGCUCCUGUGACACCCUGCCCAAGACCUCCGCAGAGUAAGAAUGCUUCUUAUGACGCUCUGUAGUAAAACUCAGACUCACACUUACAGGACUCACUGAAGACUCGCUGAGGAACCAAUGGUCCAGUGAAAUUUACGUUUUUUGGCUUGCAAGUUGUUGUAUGAAAUGAAUUUAACUUAAAAUAAUAUUUUACAAAAUUUUGGAAUACCCUGACAUUUUUGUGUCUGUGAGUGCAACAGGGGGUGAGGCCCUAAGUGAUUUAAAGAGCUCAGACAAGACACUUAAAACAGGACUUUCCCCUGAGAAAGUCUCUCAUGCCACAGCAACCCAGAUUUAAUACAGCUCACACCCAUCCACACUGAGACCCCAACAUGUUUACAAUCUGCCUCCAUUACUCGGAGGCACCGCUGUGGGUCUAAUCUGUUAACCAUGGAUAGCAGCGUUUGAUUGUAAUCUGUAAUGACAGAGCUUUAGCCAUGCUACACAGAGACCAACCAUAAAGAGAGAGAGAGAGGAGAGAGAGAGAGAGAGAAAGAAAGAGACAGAAGGAAAGAGAGAGACGGAGAGAGAGAGAAAGAGAGAGAGAGAAAGAAAGAGACAGAAGGAAAGAGAGAGACGGAGAGAGAGAGAGACAUCUUGUAAAAUCUAAGCUCCAGUUCUGACAGGAUCUACAGGCUGUGAACAGCUUUAGUAGAGUGGAUCUGGCAGGAUCUAUGAUCACAACCCCCAACUCAUCGCAACCUCUCGCUCUAAUAAUAAACCUCUCUUUGGGCUCUCGGCUCCACAAUGCUGCUCAUGUGGGUUUCAUGGGAAAUGUAGUGAUUUGGCCCGCUGGAGGCUUUCUCUCUCUGUCCCUUUCUUUCUAUCUAAUUUCCAUCUCUCAUUUUCCUCUCACAUUCUAUCUCUUGCUCUCUUUCUCUCCCUCUCCCUCUCCCUCCCCCCUUCUCCUUCCCUCCCUCCCUUCCCUCCCUCCCUCCCUCUCUCUCAGUGGAGGAUGUGGCCUUUGGGGACCUGCUGUUGUGUUAAUUGAUGAGGUAUUUGAGAGUGUAAAUAAUUUGACAGUUGUAAUCAGGCUGAUCAAAGCAGAUGUCUGGGUGCCAUGCUCUGGUCUCCCUAACCCACUGGACUACACAGCGACUACACACAGUCACUACACACAGCGACUAAACAGCCUAACAAAAGGCCCAGGCAGUAAUUACCACGUUGCCUUUUGUUCUGAUGUCAAUAUAAAUAAUGAAAUGCAAAUAGCGUAUUAAAUUAUCUCCUCACCCAUGGCCUAGUUUAAUUGCCUUAGAGAAUGCCUGAUCUGUCCAACAGAACAAUGCCUUAUAAGGAGAGAGGACACUCUCUUUCACUUUCUCUCUGUCUCUCUCUCUCUAGAUACUGUUGUAGCAGCACAUUCUCUUACAGGAAGAGUUUUUUCUCAGGACAAUUAAUCAAUUUCAUCAAUGAGAGCUUCCCUUAAACCAAUCACUACAGAGUCACAAAAAGGCUUCCUUUGCAGACUCAGUAGAAAUACCACAUACAGUAUUGAUGGAAUACAUCACAGAUUAACUGUAUAGCCUACACAUGGUUUCUGCUAACAGGAUCAUUCUACAGCAUCUCUGAUUCUCCUCUCAUGGAUCAUAAUGGGAUCAAAACAGGAAUUGGAUCAAGUGUGUGUGUUUUAAUCCUCCAAGGGUAUACCUCUGACACAUCCAGUCCUGGACCGUAGUAUAUCACUCGAUUGAUUAGUAGUAUCUUAAUCCAGUCCUUCAUAUUCAGCAGGAGACUACCCCUGGCACAUGCUCUGACCUCUGUUUGUCUGCCAGACUAAACUAAUCAAACCCUAUACCACUCCUUAAUCCACUGACACAAUAUACUUAUAAUGAAUAGACAGAGAGGUGGGUUUCAAAUGGAGGUUCUGGAAGUUCUGAGGACGGGUGGUACAGCCUAAGGAAUCAUACUCCCUCCCCUCUGCCGUUCUCUUGUCUGUCUCUCUGUCUCUCUGUCUUUCUGUCUUUCUGUCUCACUGUCUCACUAUCUGUGAUGGAAGCCUGAUGAGUCAACUCUAACCACUUCUAGUGACACACAGCAGCAGGAAUGAAGUCUCUGUAUGCUCUCACAGUGAAGAGCCUCUUCAGAGUUCUAGAUGAGACAGCCCUUUCUGUCUGGGUGGCAGUUAGCUGCUCACUGUAAACACUACCACCAUAUCCAUUAUGGUUCAUUCUCAUUGAUCAUGUGUCAGAGGAGGAAUAUGAGUUUGGGCCCUGGUCUACUUAAACUUGACAGAUGAUGAGCUCUACUUCAAACACUUCAAAAUGGAAGGGACAAAGCACAACCACAGUCAUUUGUUUUUAUCAGUUUUAUUGCAUGAGUCAUUCACUGUCUAGACUGUUUUCUAUUUAUGUGUCAUACUUUAUGUAUUCAUGUUUUAUGUCCUUUAUUAACUAUAUUUAAUUAUUUAUUUGUUUAUUUGUAACACGCUGUUCAUGGUGUUAACGCUGUGUACCCAUAAGCCUUUUUGAGAGACUGUUGCCUGUAUGGCUGUGUGACAUCCAUUGGCCUGAGACGUUUUAUUCACAUUCCCUGGCCCUGCCUCCUGCCUGUCUGUCUGUACUGUAGAAUCUGUCUGACGGAGGUCCAGCACCACGUCACAGCAGCCACCUGCCCAGAGUGGGAGCCUUCUAUGGGGAUCACCACCCUCUAACCCCCUCUCCUCUCCAUCCCCUACUCCAGAGACACCGGAUGGUGGGUGGAUCACAGUGCACUCUCUGGCUGCCCUCCAAACUAUAACCCCCUGCUUGCAUCAAAAUAACUUUAUAAGGAGUUUUCAUGUUUUGUGUUGUGUGCACCCUACAGACUAGCAGAGAACUGAAGCUUAAUGUAAAACUAAAGCUAUGUUAACUGAGCGGGUUUUAGCUGCGCUGUUUCUAACUAAGAUCUGCUUUACUAAUAUGUGUCUAUAACCACAGUCACCUACAGGAGCUGAGCUGAAGAUGUCUUGUCCACUGAUGUACCAUAAUAUCCCACUGCUGUACCUAAUAUCACCAUGCUGCUACAUACAGUCCACUAGAUGAAACAUAACACACUUGUUUGAGUGUCUUUAUGAAAUGCUGUGUGUAACCCAUUCUGUGGGCCUAUGUUGUGACGAAGCUUGCUCUAACCAUUUAAUUUAUUAUGCAUUUAUUAUCCACCUAUUUGUACCAGUGCUGCUCCCUUCCAAAGACACACACACAUACACGCACUACACACACACACCACUUCAGACUAAGCAUGAUCAAAAACUGCCCAAGGCCACUCUCCCAUCAGCUCUGGCAGCCCAUCGACCUUGUGAUUGACAGGCCAGCGGAAGGGGGAGGGGGAGGGGAGGCACUGACGGCAUGUCAUUAAUGUCACUGUGUGUCACAUACUGAAGCACUAACUAUCUCUCUCUCUCUUCUCUCGUCUCUCUUCUCCCCCCCCCCCCUCCCCCUCCCCCUUUCUCUCUACAGGGACCUAAAGAAGGUUGGUGUGACUAUCGUCGGCCCCCAGAAGAACAUUGUGAGCAGCAUCAAAGCACUAGAGAGCCACAGUAAGAAUGGCCCUGUCCCAGUCUAACCUAACCAAGCCACUAGAGAUCCACAGAUUGGCUGACUGGCUGCCCUCUGGCCCCCAUUCCAAUCUGGAUGAAGCCAUUCUGGGCCCCGUUCCAUUCUGAAUGAAGCCCUUCUGGGCCCCGUUCCAUUCUAAAUUAAGACCCUCUGGGCCCCGUUCCAUUCUGAAUGAAGCCCCUCUGGGCCCCGUUCCAUUCUGAAUUAAAGCAUCUCCUUUUCAGCUCCUCCCUCCACUCCAGUGAGACCUCUGUGGACGUUUCAAUUAUGUUCAUUCCACGAGGGAGCCCUCCCAUUUCGAGGGGUAGUGAUAGGGAGUGAAGGAUGGGAGAGGAGGGGCUCGUAGUACUUUGGAUUAGAACAGCCCUCUGAUCUCUGUAACAUACAGGAAGGAAGUCCCAAACUAAAGGAGGAAGUAGACAUUAGAAGAGUGGUGCAGAGGAGGUCAACCGCUCUGGAGUUUGAUGAUGUCACCAUGAUGUCUUGCCCUUACCCUGAACCCAGGGCAAGCAGUCAGACCGACAGACUGACCGACCAACUCUUCGACACUCCGCACCAAUGCUGAGAUGCCUUACUGAGAACACAGGAAAGGGGGGGAGAGAACCUGGCCUUGGACCUUAAGGGCAUGGGGAUAAAGGGCCGGCGCUGGGAUUGGAGAACCUGGGAUAGCAGGUCCCUGUGUGUGACUUAUAGUGGAAAGGGGCUUGUUGAGAACUGAACUAGUCAUGAUCUGAUCCUGUGGAUUUGACUGACAGAUCUUAAAUUCUGUAGAGGGGGACGUUAAAUGCCUUGAGGAGAACAAUGCAGACAGUAGCAGCAGCAGAAACCCACUCACAUCAACCUGCAGCAAACAGAAGCAGACCUGGAGACUCCCACCGCUGAAGACCCUGCACUCUCUCACAGAGAAGGAC
Molecule: messenger RNA, 43703 nt
Organism: Coregonus sp. 'balchen'
Lineage: Eukaryota; Metazoa; Chordata; Actinopteri; Salmoniformes; Salmonidae
Source: the annotation of a GenBank genome assembly